Molecule: messenger RNA, 498 nt
Organism: Angiostrongylus costaricensis
Lineage: Eukaryota; Metazoa; Nematoda; Chromadorea; Rhabditida; Metastrongylidae
Source: the annotation of a GenBank genome assembly
UUGUAUUACUGCAGCCCAGACGCGCCGGUGAAUCGAGUGACGGUGACGUCAGAUCUUGUGCUUCCUGAGUCGCCGAGUCCUAUUUCACCUCCAAAUCAAAUAGAAGAAGUAUACAGGGGGACGGUCAGUCCUUCAGUCCAUUCAAACAAAAUGGCGGAACACGAGAAUCCUUUUCGACCAGAAGAAGUGUUGUAUCAUGAAGUGGAUCCGAUCGUCGAGCAGUACAUGCACAAGCCGUUCCCACCAAGUAGACCGGUUAGCCCCCAAACUACACCCAUAAAGCAGCAGAAAGAUGGGCCCUUAUCCCCACCGCCGUACUUACAAAACGGUUUAUCGAAGGAGCAGUUGAUAGACAAUGAGAAGGCACAAACGUUACCACUCCUUUCCCCUGAUCAGCGACAUCCAAACGCAGUUCUUGUCGAUGAUCUUCCGCCGGCAAACAAGGUGGAAUUGGUACAUGUGAACAAGAAGAAGUGCGGUUGCUGUUCAUUGCAGUAA